AUGCCUCCGGAAGGGAGAACAAGGACCUCAUCAAUCGUUUCAAAUUAUCUUCAUUUGGAUGCCGACAAAGUCCUCUCGGCCUAUGGGAAGUUUGGAAGAUACCAAAUGAUCACCUACCUCAUAACUAACAGUGUGCAUAUUCUCUUCGCUAUCAACAUGAUGGUGAUGCCGUUUAUCACAGAGGAUCCGAAAUUUGAAUGCGGUAUGCUCGUAGCUCCGAUCAUCACGCAACUUUCCGAUCUUUUCGGUCGCCGGCUCACUUUCCUCAUACCUCUCUACGUGGCCGUUACGUCAAAUCUGAUCUGCGCCAUUGCGCCCAACUACAUGAUUUUCCUCAUCUUCAGAUUUGUUGCUGGAGUGGCCACUACGGAUUACACAGUCGUAGAUAAGUGUACAGUGUUGUAUAACUACUCCGACACAAAUCACCAGUCACUGGCGUCCGAAUUCAACCUGGUCUGUGACAACUAUGAAUCAGUCGAACACGGUGCCUCGGUGUUUAUGCUCGGCGGUAUGCUCGUAGCUCCGAUCAUCACGCAACUUUCCGAUCUUUUCGGUCGCCGGCUCACUUUCCUCAUCCCUCUCUACGUGGCCGUUACCUCAAAUCUGAUCUGCGCCAUUGCGCCCAACUACAUGAUUUUCCUCAUCUUCAGAUUUGUUGCUGGCAGUGGGCCACGUACGCGUGGAGUUGUGGCAGCCACAGAAAACUUUUACAAGACAAGGUUAUGUUUUCGUCGUUACUCUUCGAGUAUUUCAGCGUUUCUCGUGAUCGCUGGGCUUUAUGUAUGGGAAAUCGUCGCUCUGGAGCUGGUCCGUUCGCCUGAUCCCGUUGGAUGGGACCACCAUCACUGGCGGUUUACUGCCGUUACAUCGCCGCUGGUGUACUGCGACUGUUUAUUUCAAACUGGCGAUGGCUGUAUUUCGCUGUUUCCGUUCCUGGACUCCUUACAAUACCCUACUACUGGUUUACGCCUGAGUCUAUUCACUUGGCUCAUAACGAACAGGAAAAACAAAGGCGUUUCUAAGUACAUUCGCACUUCAUCUCGUUUCAAUCGUGUCGAAAUUCCCCUGCAUGAAUGCAAAUCGACCAGCAAUCUGGCACCUGAAGGCAAGAAGCGGACAUUCUUUGACAUGUUCAAGAACCCUGGCCUAGUUGUACAUCUCAUCAUGAACUCGUACAUUCUGAUUGUGAUGAACGGUACAUACUGGGCCCUGUCGCUGUUCUCUACAGAGCUGAGCGAAGAUAAGAUGACUGGCUUCUUCCUCUCUGGACUCGUUGAGAUACCGGCAGGACUCAUUGCUAUUGCACUCCUUGUAAGUUUUAACGUAUAA
This is a messenger RNA of Cooperia oncophora, 1329 nucleotides long. The record is from the annotation of a GenBank genome assembly. Lineage: Eukaryota; Metazoa; Nematoda; Chromadorea; Rhabditida; Trichostrongylidae.